ACUUUUUAGAACUUUAUUCCUAUUUUCCAUCCGAACACUAUUAGAACUAUUUACAACAAGAUGAUACUGAAAAUAUUUGUUAUAGUCUUUCUAAUGGCGGAGGUUCGAGCUUGUUUAUGGGAAAAUAUGCGGGAAUUCGUUCCUUCAGAAUUCUUCGCUAAAUUCGAUAAAGAGGUUUCUCAAAGUGAGGCAUUGGAAUUUGCUUUCUGCAAAGACAAAAACUUUGUUUACGGCAAAUAUCCUAAAUGCGCACCGCUCAGUUAUUCAUCAGGGCCAGAUGAAGUGUGCCAAAUAGAGAAGGGAACAGGUAAGAAAACGAAUUGCAAAGACAGAAAAUGCUCUUACAUUGUUCGUUAUGGAUCGACUAAAUACAACAAAAUAGUUGAACUGUACAGACCGAUCAAAAUUGUCACGAAGGAAUGCAGGCCUUAUCAAAAUUCGUGUGGCCAGCUGGGCAAAUAUUACAAUUCAAAUAAUAUUAUGCCAGAACUUUAUCCCAAUUUCGAAUUUUAUCCGCGUGGAACCUCAAAUAGAAGAUCCGAAUGCGAAUGUCAGACUAUUUGGUGCGUUGGUGAAACGUUGACAAUCUACAAAGAAAAAGGAAGACUGUACAAAGGAGAUGUAUCAAUUAAGAAACCAUGCAAAUGCGAGUGCAGAAAAAAAGUGACCAGAUCGACUUAUGCAGGAUAAGCAAACAAGGGAGAAUGUUGCCGAUAUGUUGAAUUGUUCAUUGUUAAAAUUAUGUACGAUUUCUUGCAUGUGUA
Molecule: messenger RNA, 764 nt
Organism: Styela clava
Lineage: Eukaryota; Metazoa; Chordata; Ascidiacea; Stolidobranchia; Styelidae
Source: RefSeq, a predicted model, not a curated record